GGAGCAGAAACAGUGUGACCUCCAUUUUACCGAAACCCCGAAACCUCGAAAACUCGUCAACCACCUUUGCGACAGGACCUCUGAAUAAAAAAUCUGUUCCCACCCAAAUCCGAAAACAUAAUCUUUCAUUGUUAUAAUUAUUGAUUAGUACGAAAUAAGUUACAUUUGUGCAAAACUAUGCUGUUGAAGGCAUCUUUUUGCUUCUAAAAUUGAAUUUGGUGACCAAUUAUGUCGUUGGUCUUUCGCUUUCCAUAUCUGAUCAAGCUCCUUCCUUGACCCUUUUGAGCUUUGACUUCUUCUGAAGCAACCCUUUUCUUUUCGCCUCCUUCUUAAGCUAUUUGCUAUGGUGGGUCUUGGGUUAUUCCUCUGGAUUUCUUCUAGUCAGCUUCAACUGAGAAGUGGUUUGUUGAAUUGGAGUUGAAUUUUUAGGGGUUUGAUAUGUUUGCCACUGAAAGAUUGGAGCUUUGUUUGUUUAAGAGGAGGAGGGGGCUGGGAAUUUUGUUUCAGAUUGCAUUUGAGUGGUGGGUUGUUCUACAGUUACUUAGUCCUGUGGCGGGUCUCAGACCCUUAAGAGAGAGAAGUCGAUCAUGGGGUGAUGAGUGGCUAUAUACAAGAAAGGAUGACAGUAACUUAGGCCCAUUUUCACAAUGGAACAUAACAGGAACUUACAAAGGAACUUGGAAGUUUCUAGAUACAACAAAUGGCUCUUCCAGAUUUCCAGACAUCAGAAAAACAAAUGGAAAUUCUGUAAUUGAAUUAGUUAGUACGCCCACAAAGAUAAGUGGAGUACAUUAUGUUCAGGGAGUAGUUAUAUUCCAUGAUGUGUUAGACAAUGAAUAUGAUGGUGGUUCUCAAAUCAGAAUAGAAGGUGUAUAUAUAUGGCCAUUUAGACAGCUUCGAAUGGUAGCCAACAGUGGAAGAGAGGGAGAGUUGAAUCAGAAUGAAGAUUACAUUUUAUCUAAUCCAUAUCAUCUACUUGGAGUUUUCUCAUCUCAGGUACUGCAAGAUUCUUCGCGAGAUAAGAUGUGGAGAAGAAAGCAUUCUCUAAUACAUGAUGUGGAGAAACAUUGUAAUAUUGAGAUUGCUGCACAAAUCUCACACUUGCCAUCAUCAAAUAAUGAAGGCGAGAAUGAUCAUUUUCAUCUAGAAGGGUUAAUGGAGAGUCCCUCAGCGGAUGAUGAUGGGGACUGCUUUUCUCCAUUGCUGUUAAAUGCAACAUCUGUCAAAAUUGAGGUCUACUAUAACAAAGCGGUGAACUAUACCUUGAUGGUUACUUUUAUCUCUUUCUUGCAAGUCCUUCUAUUGAUUCGUCAAAUGGAGCAUAGCAGCACUCAAUCUGGAUCCACUAAGGUUUCAAUAUUAAUGAUUGGCCAGCAAGCAAUAAUGGAUGCCUAUCUUUGCCUUUUGCAUCUAACUGCAGGAAUUCUAGUUGAAUCCUUGUUUAAUGCUUUUGCAACUGCUGCAUUUUUCAAGUUUGUGGUAUUCUCAAUAUUUGAGAUGAGAUACCUCCUUGCUAUCUGGAAGGCAAGUAGGCCUUUGAGUAAUGGGGAAGGUUGGGAGACAAUGAGGCGAGAACUUUCAGUUUUAUACAGUCGUUUCUAUGGGAUCUUGUUGGGAGGCAUUCUACUCAUGUAUGAGUUCCAUAAUUUUUUGAGACCUAUUCUUCUUCUUAUGUACUCUUUUUGGAUACCACAGAUAAUCACCAAUGUUAUCCGCGAUUCACGCAAACCAUUGCAUCCUCAUUAUAUCUUAGGGAUAACUAUUACUCGGCUAGCAAUCCCAUUAUAUAUUUUUGGUUGCCCUAACAACUUCAUGCGCAUAGAACCAGACAAAAGCUGGUGUGUUUGCUUGGCUAUAUUUAUCGGACUUCAAGCUGCAAUUCUCCUACUUCAGCACUAUCUUGGGUCACGUUGGUUCAUUCCUCGCCAGAUUCUACCUGAGAAAUAUAGUUAUUAUAGGAGGUUUGAUCAAGACACAAGACAUGCUACAGACUGUGUUAUUUGCAUGACAGCCAUUGAUCUUUCACAGCGAUCUAAUGAUUGCAUGGUGACACCUUGUGAUCAUUUCUUCCACUCUGGCUGUUUGCAAAGAUGGAUGGAUAUAAAGAUGGAGUGCCCAACUUGCCGUCGCCCACUACCCCCUGCCUAGAGAAGAGUACUUUUUUUCACUGUUUAUGCCAAUAGGAUCAACUGACCCUGCUUAACUUGAUAGUUUUAGUGGAAUGCUUGUAUGACAAAGUUUUACAUUGUUUUGCAUUUAAUGUUACGAGAGAGAAGUGAAAUCACACGGGCUUGGGUGGUCGACCUUUUCUUCUUCUCAUAGAAAUUUUGUAAUUUGAUUUUUUCCACCAUAUCCCAGAUACUGAUGAGGGUAUGCUUUUUUGGUACAUAAUUUGGAAAGGCAACAUUAAUUGUAUUUUUUUCCUUAAUAUGAAUUUUUUUAAUUUUUAUCCUU
This is a messenger RNA of Abrus precatorius (Indian licorice), 2454 nucleotides long. Its product is annotated as transmembrane E3 ubiquitin-protein ligase FLY1-like. Bases 439 to 2148 code for a protein of 569 amino acids. The transcript has 14 exons. The record is from RefSeq and is a predicted model, not a curated record. NCBI's taxonomy places the organism in Eukaryota, Viridiplantae, Streptophyta, Magnoliopsida, Fabales, Fabaceae. Gene Ontology annotation, molecular function: zinc ion binding.